Geosmithia morbida is the source of this 1080-nucleotide messenger RNA. RefSeq lists its product as uncharacterized. Gene Ontology annotation, cellular component: cytoplasm. Gene Ontology annotation, molecular function: GTPase activity. The transcript has 3 exons. Bases 1 to 1080 code for a protein of 359 amino acids. The record is from RefSeq and is a predicted model, not a curated record. NCBI's taxonomy places the organism in Eukaryota, Fungi, Ascomycota, Sordariomycetes, Hypocreales, Bionectriaceae.
AUGCCCUUCGCUCAGCUUGUCCUCGGUAGCCCGGGCUCCGGCAAAAGCACCUAUUGCGAUGGCAUGCACCAGUUCAUGGGUGCCAUCGGGCGUGCAUGCUCCGUCGUGAACCUCGAUCCUGCCAACGACCACACAAGCUACCCGGUUGCCCUCGACAUUCGAUCCCUCGUCAAGCUCGAGGAUGUGAUGAAGGAAGAGCGGCUCGGACCCAACGGCGGCAUCUUGUAUGCCCUCGAGGAGCUGGAGCACAACUUCGAGUGGCUCGAGAAUGGCCUCAAGGAGUUUGACCAGGAUUAUAUCAUCUUUGACUGUCCGGGUCAGGUAGAACUGUACACACAUCACAACUCGUUGCGAAACAUUUUUUCGCGGCUCGAGAAGAAGCUCAACUUUCGUUUUGUAUGCGUCCACCUGUCCGAUUCCAUCUGCCUCACACAGCCGUCGCUAUACAUCUCCAACGUCCUCCUAUCCCUCCGAGCCAUGAUCCAGAUGGACAUGCCGCACGUCAACGUGCUGUCCAAGAUUGACAAGGUCCACACAUACGACAGCCUCCCCUUCAACCUCGACUACUACACCGACGUCGAUGAUUUAACGUAUCUUACGCCGGCUCUCGAGGACGAGUCCCCGGCUAUGCGCACCGGCAAGUUUAGCAAGCUCAACGAAGCCAUCUCCAACAUGAUUGACAGCUACGGCCUGGUUCGGUAUGAGGUGCUCGCUGUUGAGAACAAGAAGAGCAUGAUGCACCUGCUGCGCGUGAUAGAUCGGGCGGGCGGAUACAUCUUUGGUGGGGCCGAGGGUGCCAACGACACCAUCUGGGCCGUGGCCAUGCGUAACGAGAGCUCGAUGAUGGAUGUCCAAGAUAUACAGGAGCGGUGGAUCGACAACAAGGAAGCUUAUGACCGGGAGGAGCGGGAAGCCGACGAGAAGCAGGCUGCGCUGCGGGGCGAGCAGGACGGCAUGGAGUUUGAACCGCCACACCCCAGUGCACCGCAACCCAGCUCAGGAGACAUGAUGAUGGAUCCCGACUUUGGCGACAUGUCGAUGCCUGCCAACAGCGGCAUCCGGGUAGUAAGGAAGAAGUAA